UUUGCAUUCAACCCCAAGAAAACGCCCCCAUUCCUUAUUCUUUUUUCUUGGUCUUUUAACAACACAACAACAAAGCCGAAACAACAACAGCAAUUUUCUGUCUUUGAAUGAGUGCCAACACGCGCACCCUCCGCUCAUCGCAGCGACCGACGCCCGGGGCUGGGGACGAGGAGGAAGGAUCCUCGACGCAGUUCUUGGGCAAGUUCAAGCUCUUGCGCACGCUCGGCCACGGCAGCUACGGCAAAGUCAAGCUCGCCCAGCACAUUGAGACUGGCCAGAAGGUCGCUCUCAAAAUCCUCGAAAAGUCAAACAUCAAGUCCAACAAAGCCCUCAAGCGCAUCUUUCGCGAAAUUGGCUACCUGAAGGUCCUCCACCACCCACACAUUGUGGCGCUGCUCGAAGUCAUCGAGACGACAGACCGCAUCAUCCUGAUCAUGGAGUUUGCCGCGGGUGGCGAGCUCUUUGACUACAUUGUCGCCCGCCAAAACCUCAAGGAGGUCGAGGCACGGCGCGUCUUUCGCCAAAUCAUCUCGGCCGUCUCGUACUGCCACCAGAGCGCGCUCAUCCAUCGCGACCUCAAGCCCGAAAACCUCUUGCUAGACUCGGACUUGAACAUUAAAAUCAUCGACUUUGGCUUUUCCAACGUCUACCGCACAGACAUGGUUCUCAACACGUUCUGCGGGUCGCCUUACUAUGCCGCGCCCGAAAUGAUUGUUGGGCAGUCGUACGUUGGACCCGAGAUUGACAUCUGGAGCAUGGGUGUCAUUCUCUACACGCUCCUCUGUGGCCACUUGCCGUUUGACGACGACAAUCUGACCAGGCUCUACGAGAAGGUGUUGGUGGGCCAAUUUGAUCUCCCCGAGACGCUGUCGCAAAUGGCCAAGGACUUGCUGGUCCGCAUGAUCCGCGUCGAGCCGGGUGGUCGUGCGCCUUUGGAAGAGAUUGCCAAGCAUCCAUGGGUCAUGGAAGGCUACGACACACCCGUCAACGCGUACUUGCCACCACGACUGGAAAUUGACGAGGUCGACGAAGUCAUUUUCCGACAGUUGCUCAAGUACGACUUUGACGCCAUUGAGGCAGACGAAGAUUUGCACCGACCUGGCGUCAACCCCGCCAAAGGCAUGUACUACCUGCUGUGCGAAAAGCGAGACCGCGACCUGAAAAAGUUUGCGGCGGCAGCGGCAGCCAACAACGCGGCGGCAUUGAGCGCUUCCCAGUCGGUGGCCCAUAUGCGCUCUGGCUCAAACACGGCAAUGCCCAUGAAUGUCGUGCCCGCUUCCGCCGAGGAGGUGGCUGCGGCCAAAGCGGCUGCGACAGCGCAACAAUCGGCGCAACAAUCGCGAUUGGCGCAGCUGCGAGAGCAACGCUACUCAAAGCUCGCGUCAGACACGCGUCGCUCACGCACGAUUGCCUCAGUGCCAGCCCGCGCGCCAGAGUCUGCGGGCGUGGUGGGGCAGAUGAUGCCGUCCGACAUCGAUCCUAUGCAGGCCAUGGUGAACGCGCGUCAGGCCCACUUGCAGGCCUCUGGCGGCUCGAGUUCCGGAGGUGUGAUCACGGUGACUGCGCCCAUUGCAGUUGCUCCCUCCCUCGGUCCGUCCAUUGGCGAGCGUGUCCAAUCUGUCAACCACAACAUUUCUGGCGGCGCGCUCCCCUCGUCGCCGCUCCCCAUCGAGCCACUUGGCGACUUGUCUGCACCAGUCAAGCCAGUCCAACAGCAGCCAUCGGCAACAACGGCGGCAGCAGCAGCAGCAGCAGCCACAGCAACAACAGCAGCACCCGUUGCUGCAGCCGCGCCCGCAGCUGCUGCGCCCGCCAUGACACCGGCAGAGCGCAUGCAAAUGCUCAUGGCCAACGCCAAGGCGCAUCAAGCCAAGAAGGCAAGCGAGGGUGCUGCUCCGCAGGCAGCUGCCGAGCCUGCUGUUGCUGCUGCUGCUGCUGCUGCUGCUGCUGUUACUCCGGCGCCCGUCGCAGCAGCUCCCGUUGUUGCCUCCAACGCUAGUGAAACCAGCAUGGAUUCGUCCAAGCCGGACUCGGCCGAAUCCACGCCGACCUCGUCGGGCGCCAGCUCGGCCGUGGGUUCGCCAAACUCGUCGCAGACACAAAUGGCCCCCGUGGACGAGCCGCGCAAGACCGUGGUUGUCGCUGGCAAGGGCAGCGGUGCUGUCAAGUUUGCCCUUCCUGCUGGUCAACAACCAGAGGAAGACGAGCCCGAGGACGAGCUGCCCGUGCCGGAUUUGCCAGCAUCAUCAACUCCCGCAACCGCUGCCACGGCCACGGCCUCGUCUGCCGGCCCAAUGACGACAACGGCCGCUGCCGCCGCCGGUGGCGCAGUCCCGCCCGCCUCAUCCGUGGCCAAAAGCUCUGCCAAAGCCGCCGGCGACGCACAGAAAAAGAAGCGCUUCUUGUCCCUCGACGGCGCCAUGUCAAGCUUUAUCGCAGCAUUUGGCCGCAAGAAGGCCUCGCAACCCACCGCGAACGGUGCCAUUGGCGAAGCCGGCGAGGAAGGAACCGCCGAGGAGCCCGCAGAGGACGUGUCUGGCAAUGCACAAGAUGCUGGAACGGUGGACGCGAACGGCGUCCGCGAGUUGCCUGCCAACGAUUUGCGCACCCUCAAGGGCUUUUACGACGUGUCGACCACCUCAUCCAAGCCCGUUCCUGACAUUAUUACAGAGAUUUCUCGCGUCCUCGGGGAGAUCCAGAUUGAUUACUCGUGGAACAAUGUGACGGUGAGCUGCAUGCAGCAUGUCGAGCUUGUCACCACCGUCACCACCGCGGGCGGCACAGUCAUCCAAAUGAACAAGUCUCCCGCGGCACUCGCAGCGGCUCAAGCCAAGGCGACGCAGUUUGAAAUUGAAAUUUGCCGCGUGCCAAAGCUCAACCUGUGCGGUCUGCACUUCCGACGCGUGUCUGGCGACAUUUGGGCCUAUCGCAAGAUUUGCCAUCGCUUGUUCAAUUCGCUCCAACUUUGAUUGUGUUUUGUUGGAGGAACCCGUUUCAAGACAACGAACAGAACAAAACAAACCCACAUUUGCAAGUGUUUUCCGUCUUGUUUUCUCCACAGCCGAGAGCCCUUGCAUGUUAUCCGAAUGUACUAUGUCUUAUUCCUA
This is a messenger RNA of Capsaspora owczarzaki ATCC 30864, 3107 nucleotides long. Its product is annotated as AMP-activated protein kinase alpha subunit. Gene Ontology annotation, biological process: intracellular signal transduction; protein phosphorylation. The coding region runs from base 108 to 2969 and encodes 953 amino acids. The record is from RefSeq and is a predicted model, not a curated record. Gene Ontology annotation, molecular function: ATP binding; protein serine/threonine kinase activity. NCBI's taxonomy places the organism in Eukaryota, Filasterea, Ministeriida, Capsasporidae. The transcript is spliced from 4 exons. Gene Ontology annotation, cellular component: cytoplasm.